Messenger RNA from Brassica oleracea var. oleracea, 1239 nucleotides. RefSeq lists its product as uncharacterized. The coding region runs from base 1 to 1239 and encodes 412 amino acids. The record is from RefSeq and is a predicted model, not a curated record. The transcript has 2 exons. Lineage: Eukaryota; Viridiplantae; Streptophyta; Magnoliopsida; Brassicales; Brassicaceae.
AUGUCUUCCUCAUCAAGUGAUGAAGCGGAUGAAGUUUUUGAUGAAUUGGUCGAUGAAGUAGUUGAUAAUUUCAUCGAUACAGUAAUUGAUGGUCAAACCAACAAACCAAAGAGGCGAGCUUAUAUUGAAAGAGAUCGAGAACUAGGACACAUUCGACUAUGCAACGACUAUUUCAGUAAUAAUCCAACGUACACACAAGAUAUGUUUAGGCGGCGGUUUCGAAUGAACAAGCCAUUGUUCCUUCGCAUUGUCGACCGUCUAAGUACUGAAGUUCCGUACUUUCAGAAAAGAAGAGAUGCUACCGGAAGGAACGGGCUAUCUCCACUUCAAAAGUGUACGGCAGCGAUACGUAUGCUCGCAUAUGGUCAGUCAGGAGAUACAUAUGACGAAUAUCUCCGGAUGGCUGACAGUACAUCACGUUUAUGUUUGGCAAAAUUCACUGAUGCAAUAAUACAAUUGUUUGGGGAUGAGUAUCUACGAACACCUACAGCCGAGGAUCUUCAGCGAUUACUCGAUAUUGGAGAGGUAAGGGGAUUUUCGGGGAUGAUAGGCAGCAUCGACUGUAUGCACUGGGAGUGGAAAAGCUGCCCAACAGCUUGGAAAGGUCAGUUCACACGUGGUUCGGGAAAGCCGACAAUUGUCUUAGAAGCCGUGGCAUCACAAGAUCUUUGGAUUUGGCACGUUUUUUCCGGCUUACCAGGUACCCUAAACGAUAUCAAUAUUCUUGAUCGGUCUCCAGUUUUUGAUGACAUCUUACAUGGUCGAGCCCCUAAAGUGAAGUUCAAGGUCAACAACCACACUUAUCGUAUGGCCUACUAUCUUACUGACGGCAUUUAUCCUCCAUGGGCAACAAUUUUCCAAUCCAUCCCACUUCCUCAAGGUCGUAAAGCACAUAAAUUUGCAGAAAUGCAAGAAUCCGCCAGAAAAGAUGUCGAACGGGCUUUUGGAGUAUUGCAAUCGAGGUUUGCAAUUGUUAGGAACCCAGCUCUACAAUGGGACAAGGAAAGGAUAGGAAAAGUAAUGAUAGCUUGUGUCAUAUUGCACAAUAUGAUAGUAGAGGACGAACGAGACGGAUACGCUCCAAUUGAUAUAUCUGAGUUUGAGACAGGACAGUCUAGCAGAAGUUCGCAGGCGAGAAGCAGAGAUAGUGUUAAUGUCACCCCUGAUAUGUUAGCCAUGCGGAGAGAAGUUCGAGAUAGCGACAAGCAUCAUCCAUACGUUUUGCCUCCUAAACUAUGA